GUUACCGCCUAAAACACGGUUGCCAACUCACAUUCGUCAACUUACCGAUGUCUCACAUUUCGCAUUCUGCAGGCCGGUUAUCAAAGAUGGGUCAAAAUCUUUUGAAAAAGGUGAAUUCGGAUACGGCAUUAAAACAAAAUUCCAGGAACAAGGUGCUUGUAUAUUAA
This is a messenger RNA of Acanthoscelides obtectus, 167 nucleotides long. Lineage: Eukaryota; Metazoa; Arthropoda; Insecta; Coleoptera; Chrysomelidae. The record is from the annotation of a GenBank genome assembly.